Messenger RNA from Exophiala viscosa, 6294 nucleotides. RefSeq lists its product as uncharacterized. Gene Ontology annotation, cellular component: phagophore assembly site. The transcript has 2 exons. Gene Ontology annotation, biological process: reticulophagy; autophagy of mitochondrion; piecemeal microautophagy of the nucleus. Gene Ontology annotation, molecular function: phosphatidylinositol-3-phosphate binding. The coding region runs from base 352 to 6258 and encodes 1968 amino acids. Lineage: Eukaryota; Fungi; Ascomycota; Eurotiomycetes; Chaetothyriales; Herpotrichiellaceae. The record is from RefSeq and is a predicted model, not a curated record.
GGAGACCCUUAGACCAUUAACAUCUGCCAUCUGCCUGUUUACGAUUUACCCCGACCCUCAACAUCUGUCCCUGCGUUUGACCGAACGAACGAUAGACAUAUUCUCUCAACAGUGUAUCGGUCCUCUUUCUGAUACGACACUCUCCAGUAGGCUGCCGGUUGAUCUACUCACAAAGAUUUCCAUGUGUCAGGUUUAGACACACCCUCUACAAUAGUGGAAAUCCGCAUGUCGUUCGCUUCUGUUCGGCCUAUCUCUCGAAGUGGCCGUCUAUCGCGACGUCUAAGUGUGGCCAUCAUGACCACAGCAUCUUCAUAGUGUUUGGGGAAGGCGCUUCCUCCGAACGUCGACAUCAUGUCUUACUUCCUUCCAUCCUACUUCCAGAAGCGCCUGCUUCGGUAUGCCCUUAAUCGCCUCGACUUCAUCGACUCGGACGAGUUCGACCUCGAUAACCUUGGCCUCACUUGGGGGCAACGGACAGUACUCGAACUAAAGAAUGUCGGCAUCAAAGUUAAGAGGAUCACAGAUACCUUACAACUGCCACCCUCCUUUACGCUUACUCAUGCCUCGAUCCGGCUGUUACGACUCACCCUGCCUGCAGACCUGCAUGUCAGUGGCAUCGAAGUCGAAGUGGAGGGAGUAGAAAUAGUGCUAGGUGUACGGCAAGAGACUGCAGAUAAGCCCCAGUCAAGAGGAGGAAGACCACUGAACAAGUCGGAACGUGCAAACUUGCCCAGGAUAUCCUCACCACCCAUACACGAUCCGGGCGGCCGCCGUUCCCUUGGUCGGCAUGGGGGUUCUCUGGAACUAUCUCAGGUCCUCCCGACUUCCGAAGAUCUGGCGAAUUCCUUCUUGGAAGGAGAGUCACCUGGAGAGCGAGACGAACUGCAAGCGGCUCUGGAGUCCCAAUCCCAAUACAUGCACGAGUCCGUAGCCUCUUCGCAGGGUGAGGAUGUCGGACUGGGAAUGCCGGGUGGUCUAUCUCUUCCGUCCUUUGUUGCCGACUUCCUGAAAGGCGUGGGUGAUCGCUUGUCCGUCAAUGUCAAGGAUGUUAAUGUUGUUGUGGAGAUGGACCGUUCUGCAUCUGGCGGACUUGCUGCAGAAAAUACGAAGUUCAUGCUCGCUAUCGGAAACAUCGCCGUUGAUCCAUUCCGACAAGCAGGAGCUAUCAAUGUCGAGCAAGAUCCGAGGCGGUCGAUAAGGCUACAGGAGCUACAAUUCUUCGUGCUGUCAGAGUCCGAGACCUUUUCAGAGUUCUCAGGGUUUAGUUCGCCCAAGCUGAGCAGAUCUCGCCAUAGAUUGGCUCACCCUGAAGACCACGGAGGCAUCAACGACGCAGCACCGUCAAGCAACGCUAGUCUCAGCGAGCAUUCAGUCCAGUCAAAGGUUUCUUCAAACUCUCCCAGCAGCUCUCGUCUCGGACUUGGGCUUGACAACGCCCUGCUUGCAGAUUCUGGUAUAUUUGAGCGGAGGUCGAGAACAAUUCCCCUGCGAGAGGAAUCGUCAAACGAAUCAAACCCGAUCGACAACAAGGCUCAUGCGCAGGGAAUACUCGAAACUCUUCCGGCUCCAUAUGAGGGAGAGCAGGAGGCAGAGGUUGCAGAUUCCGAAAAUCUAGCCGAGUCCAAAGUUUUUACCCAUGACGAGGCAGCCAGCAUGUAUAUGAGCGCUGUCAGUGGUCGGCUAGACAUGCCCGGUGGUUGGGGAUGGCCAAAUCCCGACUUUGACGAGCCUGAAAAGAAAGACCUGUCGUCUUCCGAGUCCCACCUUGACGUACCCAAUACUAACGAACAUCACGAGAAGAACGCAGGAAGUCAUGCCAGCAACGAAGCCAGAGCUUCAAGUGGCGAAAGCAUACUCAACAGCACCCUUUCUCCUUUCUAUCGUUCGAGAAUAUUACGUCUUGAUACGCUACGACUUUCAAUACCACAGCCUGACCACAACGCAUCAACUGAGGCACAGCAAGCGAGGACCUCGAGCACCUCGGAUCCCCGUCCACAGCGUCAAAUGCGCCCUGGCUCUUCAAGUAUGGUUGAAAGUACAUUUCUGAACGAUCCUCGGCUCUCAAACCUACGUUCACAAGGCCAACCUCCAGUCCCUGACCACACGAGUAAUGGGCUACGAAUAGAUGUUGGCGAAGUUUUCUUGGAUCUGGACAUUACGGUCACCAAGAUUCUCGUGAUGGCCUCGCAAGCCGUAUCAGAAGCUUUGCCCAAGGUUGACGAAAAAUCGAUGAAGCCGUCUACAACGGGUUCCGGAGCAGCUCCUCCCGAAGUUCUUGUGCAAAAGGUGGCCUUGAACCUGUGUGAAGCGGUACGAAAGACACCGCCGAGUAAACUGGGACUCCAGACGAUAGAGACCAUGAUGGCGCACGACUCAGCUCUCCUCCAACUGUCCUCGUCUGCUAUCUCCUUCGGUGCAGCUGCGGGACAUAGCAGAGCCCAACGGGUCUCGAUCUCGAAGGUAGUCAUGACACAUGGGGAUAGAGUGGUGCUGUCAUUUCUCGAUUCAAUCAAUGUCCGAGACUCAAUAGCCACGAGUUCCAUGCUUAGGCCUCACGACAUUGCAGCGACCAUGACAGGAAACCGUUUCGAGGUGCAAAUCAAACCUGUCCAUAUCGUUCUGGAUCUCCUGGUUAUCGAUGAUGUUCUCACGAAAAGCGGUGGUUUGAGCUCCCUGCUUGACCUUGGGAAUUCAAUCGUUUCGACGCACACUGUGAAAGGUCCAUCGACGCCCCCAGCGCUCGAUGCCCGCAAACAACGAACAGUAAGGUUCAACGAUCCACAAAGGCGACCACGAGCUGAGAGCGAUACUUCGUCACCCGCUCCGAAGGUUGAUCUUCGCAUCUCAGGCGCUCGCCUUGAUCUUAUCGGAUCCGAGUCCACGGUUCAGGUCAAGACUUCGGCGAUCAAAACUGUCUACCGGCAGAGUAACAUGCGACUGGUAAUCGACGGUGCGGCCAUAGAAGGGCCUGUACUGGCAGCUACCGGUUCGCGUGCUGAGAUAUAUGCUAAACUUCGCAAUAUCGAGUUGCACUAUUCAGACGCCCCAGACGACGAUGAUCUGGAUAGACUGCUGUCACUCAUCACACCGUCAAGCGACAAAUACGAUCAAGACGAUGAUAUUAUGGUUGAUACGCUAUUGAGACAGCGUCGAAAGGGCGGUGUGUUGCGGCUAUCUGUUGGCGAACUGCAGGCUGGUGCCACUGGCCUCCGUUGGAUGCCUCAUUUGACCAAGGUUGCGGAUGAAAUAUCUAAACUCUCAUCGGUCACGAAAUACCUCCCAGAAGAUGAUCGGCCCGGCGUACUCACGUUUGCUUUGGUCAAGUCACUCGACGUGAAAUUCGACGUUGACGAAAAAUUUGGUCCCAUCAAGCUCAAGGCUGACCUCCUUGAGGGUGCACACAUCAACGUUCCCGCACUUGCAGCCGCUCAGAUCGCAUCGUGGAACCUCUCGCGUAAUGAGAACGACGUGCUGAUUGGCGAAGUCACUUCUCAAGCGUCUGUACUGGGCCCCCCUAUGUUCAUGUGUAGAUUUAUUGCAGACGAGAUGGAGCCUACUGUCCGCAUGAAACUGUCGAACACCUGCCUCGAAUACAAGGUUGCGACGAUUGAGGCCAUCUCCUCGUUGGCGCAGCGCCUUCAAACCGAUCCGUCCAUCAAUGCACAAAGUCCAGCCUUACAGCCAUCCAGUCCUUCUACCUCAAGUAGUGGGGAUGGCAACGGCUUCUCGAGAAAGAUUCGGGUCUCCCUCGCAUUCAGAGACUCAGCCAUAGCACUCAAUCCUGAUCGAAGUCCGGCAAGGGGCCUGUUUGUGUUGACCGACGCCGUUAUACGGCAUGAAAACCACAAGAGAGGAUCAACAAAUACUUUGGAAAUUAGAAAGGCCUCACUGCUAAUCAUCAACGAUUCAUCAACCAUAGGACAGGACUCGGCCAAUGUUGACCACAAGCUCUAUUUCGAAGAAAAUGACCAAGUACAACAUCUUACCAAGGCGGGCUUUGUUCCAGUAGGCUCGAUGUCUUCAGCUUCUGCCAUUGUGAAAGUCGUUGAAGAAAAGGCCACCCAGCAGACCCAACUCGAUGUUGAGUUUCGAAACAACCUUCUCUUCCUCGAGACGUGUGCGGAUUCUACACAAACAUUGUUCCAAAUUCUGGGUGGCCUGACACCGCCUAGCCCGCCUUCCAAGGUGGCCAAAUAUCGUACUGAAAUAGUUCCUAUCCAGGAUAUGCUGGCUUCCUUCACUGGAAAUGCCUUUGUGUCUGAGACUGGACCGGACCUUGGCCUUCAAGCAUCCCGAACGACGGUUACUGGACGCCCUCGAAGACAAGAGUCACAAUCUGAUAUGGAUGACGAGGAUGAGGAGGAAGACGAUCACGGUUUCAUGACGGACAUGUAUCGUGAUGCCGAUGAUGCGGACGAUGAAAUGACCGCAAGCCACGUGGAGUCAGAUCUGGGCCGGUCCGCCAUGUCAGAGUCUAUUCACAUCGCCCCUGUGGAGGCAACAAGUGCUGAAAGUGCAGAUGUGAGCGAUAGCAUCAUGAUGCACAGCCUCUUAGACUUCAGAACCGACCACUUCGCACCCAAGGCCUCGGUGGAUGGAACGGCACAUCGUUGGAACUCGGCACAAAACACAUAUGGCUUGGCGAGUGACACAAUCUUUGAUCGUUCUCCGGUGAAAGUACGGAUUAGAGAUGUCCACAUCAUCUGGAACCUCUUUGAUGGCUAUGAUUGGCAAGCUACAAGAGACAAGAUUUCACAGACAGUCAAGGACAUCGAGGCCAAAGCGCUGGCCCGACGGCCACGAAGCAGCAGUCGGGCAGCGGCAGCUGAGGAAGAGGACGAAUCGGUAAUCGGCGACUUCUUGUUCAAUUCGAUAUACAUUGGCAUCCCGGCCAACAGAGAUCCCAGAGAGCUGACAAAUGCCAUCAACCAUGAUAUUGAUGACAUGGUCAGCGAGACGGGCAGCUAUGCUACUAGAACUACUGUGACGGCAGCCACGACGCGCCGCCAUCCAGGACCCGUUCCACGACAGAAAAGGCUCAGGCUAAACCGCAGCAAACACCACAAAAUGGCUUUCGAACUUGAAGGCGUGUCUGCGGACUUUUUAGCCUUUCCUCCAGGAAGCGGUGAAGUGGAGAGCUCAAUCGACAUCCGCGUGAAGAAAGUAGAAGUCUUUGACCACAUCCCUACAUCAACCUGGAAGAAGUUUGCCACGUAUAUGCAAGAUGCGGGUGAACGAGAAGUUGGCACCAACAUGGUUCAUAUUGAGAUUCUCAACGUCAAACCAGUUGCAGAACUCGCCGCGUCAGAGAUGGUGGUCAAGAUAACGAUCCUACCAUUGAGGUUGCAUGUCGACCAAGAUGCGCUAGACUUUAUGAGCAGAUUCUUCGAGUUCAAGGAUGAUAGUGCAACAGAAUCGAGUACGCCUUCGACGCCGUUGUUUCUGCAGCGUGUGGAGGUCAACGCUGUCCAAGUCAAGCUCGAUUUCAAGCCAAAGAGAGUGGAUUAUGCAGGACUUCGUUCUGGUCGGACCACGGAAAUGAUGAACUUCUUUGUGCUUGACCGUGCAGACAUGGUACUACGCAGGGUCAUUUUGUAUGGAGUCUCCGGCCUUGAGCGACUGGGUAUCAUGCUCAACAAUAUAUGGACGCCGGAUGUGAGGAGCAAUCAACUUCCUGGUGUACUUGCAGGACUGGCCCCCAUCCGGCCACUGGUCGAUGUGGGAAGCGGAGUUCGAGACCUAAUUGCAGUACCCAUUCGGGAAUACCGCAAAGACGGCCGAAUCGUGCGAAGCAUUCAGAAGGGUGCUCUCGCUUUUGCUAAGACGACCGCAACCGAAUUGGUCAAUCUGGGAGCGAAGAUGGCCAUCGGCACGCAACAAGUCCUGCAGAACACAGAAGGUCUUUUCGUACAAGGGGAGCAAGGGGAAGACGUCGAUGUCGAUGACGAGACAAAGAAACAAAUCUCGCUGUACGCAGAUCAACCAGUCGGGAUCAGGCAGGGUUUGAGGACAGCUUACGGUAGUCUGGAACGGGACUUGUUGAUCGCUAAGGAUGCAAUUGUGGCCAUACCUGGAGAAGUGAUGGCCAGCAGCAGUGCCAAAGGGGCAGCUCGAGCAAUCCUGAAGCAGAGUCCGACGAUCAUCCUACGUCCUGCCAUAGGAGCCACAAAGGCCGUCGGACAGACACUGAUGGGCGCGGGCAAUACGCUGGACAAGCAGAAUCUGAGAAGAGUCGAUGAGAAAUACAAACGACAUUAGCGCUGCAUCUCACUCUCAUUCGCAUUUUGUUGUGAC